AUUUCAUAAAAAGUGCUAUACCCCACAUCGGUCACCAAGGGCCGCAUCACAUUCUGCCCAAUCCAACCCAUAUACACACUUCAGACGCCGCAAAUAUGUCGUCCUCCAUGGAUUUGGACGCCCCGGUGUCCAUGGCGGGACGCCAGGAGGCACCCCCGUCAGGCGCAACAAUCUUGUGCUGCAACUGCGCUACUCCAAUAGACGGCACGACUUCGGCGGGAUCGCUUGCGAUGUGUUACGACUGUGUCAAGUUGACGGUGGACAUCUCCGCAGGGAUUCAACGCGAGGCCACUCUGCAUACGUGUCGGGACUGCGACAGAUGGCUCAUGCCACCCACAAGCUACAUCAUGGCGCCGCCCGAGUCGAGAGAACUACUUGCGCUGUGCCUGAAGAAGCUCAGGGGCCUGAGCAAAGUCCGCAUCGUGGAUGCACACUUCAUCUGGACGGAGCCGCAUUCAAGGAGAAUAAAGGUCAAGAUCACAGUUCAGGACUCGGUCUCCGACGGCGUCUUGCUGCAGCAGAGCUUCGAGGCUGUCUACGUCGUCGCCUAUCAACAGUGCGCAGAGUGCGCAAAGUCUUACACCCCGAACACCUGGCGCGCAGUUGUCCAGGUCAGACAGAAAGUCCGCCACAAGCGGACCUUCUUGUUCUGCGAGCAACUCAUCCUGAAGCACGGAGCUCACAAGGAUACCAUCAACAUCAAGGAGGCCAAGGAGGGUAUAGAUUUCUUCUUCGCGGCGAGGAAUCAAGCCGAGAAAUUUGUCGACUUCCUACACGCCAUCGUCCCGGUCAAGGUUAAGAAGGCCCAGGAACUCAUUUCGCAAGACAGCCACACGGCUGUCAAGUCUUACAAGUUCACCUUCUCUGUCGAGCUUGUCCCGAUCUGCAAAGACGACUUGGUGGCGAUACCCAUCAAGCUCGCGAAACAGUCCGGAAACAUCUCGCCGUUGGUGCUCUGCCACCGCGUCGGCGUAUCGGUCCAUCUCCUCGACCCCAACACACUCCAGACUGCGGAUAUCACCGCGCCAAUCUACUGGCGAACGCCCUUCCAGUCUCUUGCCGACGUCAAAGAGCUGGUUGAAUUUGUGGUGAUGGACAUCGAGCCGCUAGGACCCCAGAAGGGCAAGAUGCUCCUCGCGGAAGCAACGGUCGCACGGGCAUCCGAUCUGGGCGUGAACGACAACACCUACUACACGAGGACACAUCUAGGCCACCUCCUCCGGCCCGGCGACUCGGCCAUGGGGUAUCUCGUGUCGGGCACCAACUUCAACAGUGCCGAAUUCGAGGCGAUCGAGGAGUCGCACGCCUACGGAUCCACGAUCCCCGACGUGAUCCUGGUCAAGAAGCACUACCCGAACCGGCGCAAGAACCGCCGGAGGAACUGGAAGCUCAAGCGCAUGGCCAAGGAGGAGGCUGAGGCGGCCGCGGCGGUUGUCAAGAAGGGCGACCAGGGCGGCAAGGAGGACGACUACGAGCUCUUCCUGCGCGACGUGGAGGAGGACGAGGAGCUGCGGGCGGCGCUGGCGCUCUACAAGAACACGAACGCCAAGAAGAAGCAGGCCGUGGACGACGACCAGAUGAGCGUCGCGACCACGGAGAUGACCGGGGAGGAUGACGGCCCCAAGGUCAACAUGGACGAGCUGCUGGACGACUUUGACGAGCUGGAUAUCCAGGAUAGUUAGGUGGCAAAAUCAUAGAUAGUAGCAAUUCCAUGUUUAUGCCUGAGAGUAUC
Messenger RNA from Phialemonium atrogriseum, 1732 nucleotides. Its product is annotated as NMD3-domain-containing protein. Bases 96 to 1682 code for a protein of 528 amino acids. Gene Ontology annotation, molecular function: ribosomal large subunit binding. The record is from RefSeq and is a predicted model, not a curated record. NCBI's taxonomy places the organism in Eukaryota, Fungi, Ascomycota, Sordariomycetes, Cephalothecales, Cephalothecaceae. The transcript is spliced from 3 exons. Gene Ontology annotation, cellular component: nucleus; cytoplasm. Gene Ontology annotation, biological process: ribosomal large subunit export from nucleus.